UAGUUAAAUCAAAUAAAUGUCCUUUGAAAGUUUCUUUAGUCGGUGUUCCUCAGGGGUUACCAUUAGUUUUGGAAAAUAAUGAGGAUGCUGUUUUCAACGUGUUAGUUACUGAUUAUGUUCUUGGUCAGGAGUGGAAUUUUAUAAUUAAAGUUGUUUUUCCACAUUUUAAUUCACAAUUUAUGCAUUUGAAGACUUCAGUUCGCCCGCAAGAAUCUCUCGUUUUUGUUGUUGGGCAAAUGAAAAUUAUUCAUAAUGAUUUUUAUGUUUAUAUAAGGGAUAUUAAUCUUAUCGACAUAAAUCGUUUGAAGAAGAAAAUUUUUGAUAAUAGUUCUAAUUCUUCAAUUGAAGAUGUUAACAUGACUCGAUCAAAACUUCUUUUUAUGUACCAAAAUAUCAAUAAUAAUUUAAAAAAAGCUCAUGAUGUUGAAGAUUUGUCGUCAGUCUUGAAUGAUCGUGUUGAUGAAUUUUAUCCUGGCUCAUCUUCAACUGAUAAUGUCUCUUCGAAACGUGUUAGAGUUGAAUCUUGCGAUGAAUCUGUGGAUGAAAUUGAUAGUAUUGAUAAAUGUAAUGUUGAAUUUAAUAAGUCUGACAGUUCAGAUGAGGUUGAUCAAGAUAAUACGUUAAGCAAUUUACCAAAAAAGAAGAAUUUUCAAAAGAGUAAGAAGGGUAAAGAGCCUACCGAUGGUUCUUUACGUAGUGCUUUAAGAUCUUUUAAAUCGAGUACAAAUGUUAUUAAUG
This is a messenger RNA of Scutellospora calospora, 738 nucleotides long. The record is from the annotation of a GenBank genome assembly. NCBI's taxonomy places the organism in Eukaryota, Fungi, Glomeromycota, Glomeromycetes, Diversisporales, Gigasporaceae.